Messenger RNA from Pygoscelis adeliae (Adelie penguin), 2338 nucleotides. RefSeq names its product fatty acyl-CoA hydrolase precursor, medium chain-like. Bases 35 to 1759 code for a protein of 574 amino acids. The transcript is spliced from 14 exons. NCBI's taxonomy places the organism in Eukaryota, Metazoa, Chordata, Aves, Sphenisciformes, Spheniscidae. The record is from RefSeq and is a predicted model, not a curated record.
CACUGAGGAGGUAAAUAUGUGACUAGCUUCCAAAAUGGCAACUGGAAAGGACACAUCGCUGCUGUCCUUGAUUCUCACCGUCGGGGCCACAGUGCUUGUAGCUACUGGACAAAAAGUAGAGCAACCAGAAGUGGUGACCAAAUAUGGGAGAGUCCAAGGGUACCAAUUCAAAGUAGAUGCAGCUGAGAGGAGUGUAAAUGUCUUUUUGGGACUUCCUUUUGCUAAACCUCCAGUUGGACCACUGAGGUUUUCUGAACCCCAACCACCUGAGCCAUGGAAAGGUGUCAGAGAUGCCACUUCCUACCCACCAAUGUGUCUACAGGAUAAAGUACGAGGACAGGUUUUUUCGGAUGUUAUUACUAACAGAAAAGAAAAAGUUCUUCUCCAAGUGUCUGAAGAUUGCUUAUACCUGAAUGUGUAUACACCCGUUUCUACAGAAAAACAGGAGAAGCUGCCUGUCUUUGUCACAUACCAUGGAGGUGGAUUAGUUUUUGGAGCAGCUUCAUCAUAUGAUGGUUCAGCAUUAGUGGCCUUUGACAAUGUAGUGGUUGUAACAAUUCAGUACAGAUUAGGUAUUGUUGGAUAUUUUAGCACUGGCGAUAAGCAUGCCCGAGGUAACUGGGGGUAUUUGGAUCAAGUAGCAGCUCUUCAGUGGAUUCAGGAAAAUAUCAUACAUUUUGGAGGAGAUCCAGGAUCCAUCACUAUCGCUGGAGAGUCUGCAGGAGGAAUCAGUGUUUCUGCGCUUGUCUUAUCUCCCCUGGCAAAGGGCUUGUUCCACAAGGCCAUUUCAGAGAGUGGUACUGCAGUCAGGGUUUUGUUCACUGACCAGCCUGAGGAGGAAGCACAAAGAAUUGUUGCUGCCUCUGGCUGUGAAAAAUCCAGUUCAGCUGCAAUAGUUGAAUGCUUAAGAGAAAAAACAGAAGAAGAGAUAGUACAGAUAACACUAAAAAUGGAUUUCACAACACUGCAGCUGUGCUAUACCUCACCAGAAAAAUGUGAACAGUCUUCCCUGUUCAUCAGUGCAUAUGCAGAUGGUGUAUUUUUUCCGAAGAGUCCCAGGCAAUUAUUAUCUGAAAAAAUGAUCAAUGCAGUCCCAUAUAUAAUAGGAGUAAAUAACUGUGAAUUUGGAUGGUUACUUCCUAUGACAAUGAAAUUUCCUGCUUACACAGAUGGUCUGGAUGAAGAUGUUGCACGUCAAGUUUUACAGAGAUGCUUAGCAUUUUCACUUAAGGGUCUUACUUCUGAAGAUGUUGAUCGAGUAUACAAUGAAUACAUAGGGAAUGCAGAAAACCGUGCUCAGGUGCGAGAUGGCCUUCUUGAUGCAAUAGGAGACUGUGUGUUUGUUCUUUCAGCCAUUGAAGUGGCUAGAUACCAUAGAGAUGCUGGCCACACAGUCUACUUUUAUGAAUUUCAACAUCGACCAAGUUCAGCAACAGGUGUUGUACCAGAGUUUGUAAAAGCAGAUCAUGCAGAUGAGAUUGCCUUUGUCUUUGGAAAGCCAUUCUUAGCCGGGUAUGCUACAGAAGAAGAAAAUAAACUUAGCAGAACUGUUAUGAGAUACUGGACUAACUUUGCUAGAAAUGGAAAUCCCAACGGAGAAGGCUUGGUCCACUGGCCUCAGUAUGAUAUGGAUGAAAGAUACCUGGAAAUAGACCUAAUGCAAAAGGCAGCAAAGAAAUUGAAAGAACGCAAAAUGGAGUUUUGGAUACAGCUCACAAAACGAAUGAUGAAUGAAAGGAGAGAACACACAGAUUUAUAAGACUUGUGGAGGGUAUAGUUUGCUUUUAAAACCUGAAGUAAAGUCAAACAUAAUUAGUUUCUCAGGAUGCAGAGUUUAAUAAUCACCUUCUAACUCACUAUUAUGUAAUCUGUUGUCAUGAUCACAGUGGAAGGAGAGGAUCAAGGGAAAUUUGGAAUGUUUGUGGGACUAAAAAUCACUAUUUAAUGAAGCAAGCAGAAAAACACCACAAUCUUUCAGGCUCAAAAAGAUCAUGGUGUCUACUCAGUGGAUAUCAAAACUGAAUAAUGCUGCUGUGAGAAGGGAGAAUGAGGGGGAAAUUGGCAAAUAUAUUGAAAUCUGUAAGAAAUUACCUAUACAGAAUAUAUCAUAAGUGUCAGAAUAUGUUAUAUGCUUAUUCCCCUCUUCUUUCAGAAGAGAAUGGUCAGUUGUCAUUCUUACAGCCUCUUUCCACUUUCUUCAACUGGAAGUAGCUUGUAGGGAGCAGACCAUCAAAAAACACGUGAGAUGGGCUUGACAUCUCACAAAUGAGGACAGAAAAUCUCUACUUGUUUUCUUGUUUUGUAAACUGUUAUAAAUAAAUGUUGCUUUUGAUUUUUU